AUGUCAUCUCUAAGAAAUUGUGUAGCAAGGGCAAUAGCUCUUGAUGAAAGUGGUGAUUAUGAAAAAGCCAUCCAAACAUAUAUUGAAUGUAUUGAUAUUAUUAUGAAUGAGAUGAAAAAAGAGAAUAAUAGUAAGAAAAAAGAGGAAAUGAGAUUGAAAAUUGAAAGAUUUAUUAAAAGAGCAGAAUAUUUAAAGUUAGAGAUAAAAAAAAAUACUAUAUCAGAUGAUAUGUUUCCUUCAGUCCCAACAGAUGAUUUAACAAUUUCAAAAUUAGAUCCUUCUGAGAAUAUUAAUGAAAUGAUAAAACGUCCAUCAUCAAAUGAUUUAUUAUCAAAAGAUGAAAAAAAAGUUCUUAUGGAAACAUCAUUGAUAAAUGGAAUAAAAUAUGUUCCUUUUAUGGACAUCGAUUUAAAAGAGAAAUUUUUUGGUAAUGGAAAGUUUAAAGAUCCAGAUGGUUUAUUAAAAUUAUCAGGGAAACAAAAAGAACAAUUAAAAUGUUGGAAAAGAAUUGAUGAAAUCUCAUCGAAACCAGUAAUUAUUGAUAAAAUUGAUUGUAAAUCUGUAAAACAAACAGUUGUAUCUGACUGUAGUUUUGUUGCUUCUUUAAGUAUUACCUCAGAAUAUGAAAAUAAAUUUAAAAAACAAUUAAUAUCUAAAAUUUUAUAUCCACAAAAAAAUGGAUAUCCUGUUUAUAAUCCUUUUGGAAAAUAUAUGGUUCAAUUGUAUGUAAAUGGUAUUAAACGAAAAGUUAUUAUCGAUGAUUUGUUACCUGUUGGUGAAAAUGGAAAAAUUCUUUGCUCAUUGUCAAAAAAUCCAAAUGAAUUUUGGAUAUCAUUAAUUGAAAAAGCUUACAUGAAAGUUAUGGGUGGUUAUAAUUUUCCAGGAUCAUCUUCAAAUAUCGAUAUGUAUGCAUUAACUGGUUGGAUUCCUGAAAGAAGUCCUUUAAAAAGUGCUGAUCCUGACAAUCAUAUUGAUAAUGAUUUAAUUUUUAAUAAACUUCUUAGUAGAUAUCAUCAAGGUCAUUGUCUAAUUACCGUAUCAACGGGUCAAUUAUCAAAAGAAGAACAGGACAGGACGGGUUUAGUUGAACUUCAUGCAUAUGCAGUUUUAGAUUUAAGAGAUAUUGAUGGAUUGAAAUUAUUAAAAUUAAAAAAUCCUUGGACACAUUUUGAAUGGAAAGGAAAUUAUUCAGAUACCGAUACUUUAAAUUGGACUCCAAAAUUAAUGAAACUAUUGAACUAUGAUCCAAAAUAUACUCAAAAUAAUGAUGAUGGUAUUUUUUGGAUUGAUUAUAAAUCAUUAAUACAUUUUUUUGAUGUAUUUUAUAUAAAUUGGGAUCCAAAAAUUUUUCCAUUUAGUGAAGUAGUUCACGAUUCAUGGGAUGCUGGAUCUGGACCUGUUAAAGAUUUGUAUUCUGUUAGUCAAAAUCCUCAAUAUACAUUAGAUGUCUAUCCAGACCAUGAAACAACAUCAGUUUGGAUUCUUUUAUCACGUCAUAUUACAGAAAUCAGUGAUUUUGAAAAUAAUAAAGAAUACAUUACUGUUAUUGUUUAUGAAAGUGGAAAUAAAAUUUAUUUACCUUUUGAUAUUAAACCAAUUCAUAAUGGUUCAAGAAUUAAUUCUCCACAUUAUUUAGGUCAAUUAUUAAUCAAAGGAAAAGGUAUUAAAAAAUAUACACUUGUUGUGGCACAAUAUGAAAAAUCAAAAACAAUAUUAUAUUCAUUGAGAGUUUUUUCAACAGCUAAAAUAAAACUUAAGAAGAUCAUAACUCAACAUAAAUUUACCGAAAAAUUGAGUGGCAUAUGGAGUGAUAAUGAAUCAGAGAACAAGUCAAUGUUUAUGAUUGUUUUAGAUGAUUCAUCCGAUAAAAAUGAUUUGGUUUUUGAAAUUAAAGCUCCUAAACAAUAUCAUGUUUGUCUAUAUUUAUAUUUAGUUUCACUUAAACGACCAACUCAUAAUUCAUUUGAAACUAAAUCUUGUGAUAAAUAUAGAAACGGAUAUAAUGUUUUAGAAUUAAAAGAUGUGCCAUCAGGAACAUUUAAAAUUGAGGUUAAGACACAUAUUGAAAAGCAAUAUGGACCAUUUUUUUUAUCAAUACAAUCAUCUUGCAGAUUUAAAGUUAAACCAGCUUGA
Molecule: messenger RNA, 2133 nt
Organism: Strongyloides ratti
Lineage: Eukaryota; Metazoa; Nematoda; Chromadorea; Rhabditida; Strongyloididae
Product: Calpain-7
Exons: 2
Coding region: 1-2133 (710 amino acids)
Biological process (GO): proteolysis
Molecular function (GO): calcium-dependent cysteine-type endopeptidase activity
Source: RefSeq, a predicted model, not a curated record